Molecule: messenger RNA, 1251 nt
Organism: Stylophora pistillata
Lineage: Eukaryota; Metazoa; Cnidaria; Anthozoa; Scleractinia; Pocilloporidae
Product: carboxypeptidase B
Biological process (GO): proteolysis
Molecular function (GO): metallocarboxypeptidase activity; zinc ion binding
Source: RefSeq, a predicted model, not a curated record
GACUUGGAUUUCUGGACUCACCCCUCCCAUGUAGAUGUCAGUGUUGAUAUUCGUGUGAGCGCGCUGCAGUAUCCUCGUCUUACUAAGCUACUGAAUAAAGAUGGGAUUAUAUUUACCAUUCUUAUCCCGGAUGUACAAGGUUUGUUGGAAAGUGAAAACCCACCUGCAUCCCGAUCAGCGAGAGCAUACGAUUAUGGUCGUUACAAUAGGCUGGAUGCGAUGGUUAAAGAACUCAAGAGCCUUGUUGAUUCUCAUCAAAAUUUGGCAAGAUUGGUGACCGAGUUCGGUCGGUCAUACGAGAAUAGGAUGAUUUAUGCUGUUAAGCAGAUGCUGAAGAAAUAUGGCAAAGACGUAUCCGUUACCAACAUGGUGGACAAGAUGGAUUGGGUGAUCAUGCCCGUAUUUAAUGUGGAUGGUUAUGAGUACACUCACACCGGAAAUCGAAUGUGGGGGAAGACUAGAUCUCGAAAUGAUGGAUCUGACUGCAAAGGGACAGACCCCAACCGCAACUGGAACUUUGCUUGGGCAGGAGCUGGUACUAGCAGCAACCCAUGCAGGGACACCUAUUACGGAAGUCGACCUUUCUCUGAGAUUGAAGUCAGAAAUGUUGCUCGAUAUCUUUACAAAAAUCGAGGGAACCUGAUCGGUUAUAUGGAUAUUCAUGCCUACAGUCAACUCUGGAUGACCCCCUGGGGUUACAAAAGAGCUUACCCAGACGAUUACUCGGAGCUGAAACGUGUCUCUGACAUAGCAAUCGAUGCACUCUAUAAUUCUGGAUAUCGGACGCAAUAUAGAGUUGGUCCCUCGUCUAUAAUUAUUUACGCAAAUUCAGGAUCCACAAAGGACUGGGCUUAUGGGGUCCUCGGUGUCAAGUACUCAUUUGCCUUGGAACUAAGAGACAAGGGACAAUAUGGGUUUGCAUUGCCAGCCAAUCAGAUCAUACCAACUGGUAUGGAGACAUUCGCUGCCAUCAAGGCAAUGGGUGCUGCACUAAAACUCUCAUGAAGAAGUGUCUGUCAGCUGCAUAAUAAUUACCAUUGAAUAGUGUCCCAGGAAAAAAAUUUUCCUUAGAAUAUUAAUUAAAGGGGGUAUUUGAUUUCAAAUUGUGACAGUUUAAUCGCUGCAACUUCAAUCACAGUCUGAAAAGAAUUAUGCCAGUGUUAAAAUGUUUGAGUUCUCGUUCGACAACAAUGUUUGGAAACCACAAUUGCUGAUUUGUAAUAGAAUGAAUCAACAUAACAUUCUUGGAGA